Messenger RNA from Eublepharis macularius, 2182 nucleotides. It is a transcript of the gene CSAD, whose product is annotated as cysteine sulfinic acid decarboxylase. Bases 479 to 1960 code for a protein of 493 amino acids. The record is from RefSeq and is a predicted model, not a curated record. Gene Ontology annotation, biological process: carboxylic acid metabolic process. Gene Ontology annotation, molecular function: sulfinoalanine decarboxylase activity; pyridoxal phosphate binding. Gene Ontology annotation, cellular component: cytoplasm. The transcript is spliced from 15 exons. NCBI's taxonomy places the organism in Eukaryota, Metazoa, Chordata, Lepidosauria, Squamata, Eublepharidae.
AAAUGGUUUAAAUCCUUUGUUCCCCCUCCAACCGGACGGCUGAUGUGGGAAAAUAAUCCCCUAGAUAUCUGUGCAGGCUGAAAGUUUCCCAACGCAGAACAGAGCUUGGUUCUAGAAAGGAUUUUGGCAGGCUGGCCAAGUGGGAGUUAACUUUUUCCCCCAGACUGGAAUAGUCUGGGAGGAGUAAUGGAGCCUUCUUGGUUGAGGGGCGGGAGUUGCUUUGCAAGAAAGACGGGCAGGGAAGAAUGGCAGAGAGUUUUAACAGAAUGCUUGACGCUAAUAUAAAGGACUUAUGAAGAAGCAAUCAAGGCUACAGUGAGCAGAAGACAGGUGUACUCCACAUCCACGACUGUGAUAAGUUUUCCACACCAUGCAAGUGUGGAAUUCGGUAGUUGGCACAGAAUUGCUUGUCCAUCGAUUUAAUAAAUAAUAUCAGACUCCAGGGGCGGGGUUGCUUGCUCAGGACCUGCGGCUGACAAUGGCGGACAAAGACGUAUUGUUACAUCCUGGCUUGGAUAAGGCGGCUGGCGAGGAGUUCUUACAGGAAGCGUUCCAGAUCAUGCUGGAAGAAGGGCUCAGGAAAGGGAGGGAUGUCUCUGAAAAGGUGUGUGACUGGAAGGAACCUGAGCAACUGCAGCAAAUUCUGGACCUGGAUCUAAAAGACAGUGGGGAGCCGCGGGAGAGAUUGUUGGAGCGUUGUCGGGAAGUGAUCAGAUAUAGCGUGAAAACAUGUCAUCCUCGCUUUUUUAACCAGCUGUUUUCAGGGCUUGAUCCUCAUGCCUUUGCUGGACAGCUGAUCACAGACAUGCUGAAUACCAGCCAGUAUACAUAUGAAAUUGCCCCCGUGUUUGUGCUGAUGGAAGAGGUGGUGCUGAAGCAGCUACGGAAGCUGAUUGGAUGGGAGGGUGGAGAUGGGAUCUUCUGCCCAGGGGGUUCCAUCUCCAACAUUUAUGCCAUGAAUGUGGCACGGUACCACCGCUUCCCAGAAUGCAAGCAGAAAGGCAACUGGGAAUUACCAAGACUGGCAGCAUUUACUUCAGAGGAGUGCCAUUACUCCAUCCAGAAGGGAGCAUCUUUCUUGGGGAUUGGCACAGACAACGUUUUCCUGGUUGCGGCUGAUGAAAAUGGGAAAAUGAUCCCUGCUGAUCUGGAGAAACAGAUCCACCAGGCCAAAGCUGAGAAGGCUGUUCCCUUCUUUGUUAACGCCACCUGCGGCACCACCGUCUUGGGGGCCUUUGAUCCCGUGGCUGAGAUUGCAGAAGUGUGUGCAAGGCACAAAGUCUGGCUACAUGUGGAUGCUGCGUGGGGUGGCAGCGCCCUCGUCUCUCGAAAACACCGGCACCUUUUGGAUGGAAUUGAGAGGGCUGACUCUGUGGCUUGGAACCCACACAAGAUGCUUAUGACAGGGCUGCAGUGUUCAGCUUUCCUGCUUAAAGACAGCUCUGGUCUGUUGCAGAGGUGCCACUGUGCCAAAGCGACCUACCUCUUCCAGACUGACAAGUUCUACGACAUGUCUUACGACCGGGGGGACAAAACCAUCCAGUGUGGACGGAAAGUAGACUGCCUCAAGCUGUGGUUGAUGUGGAAGGCCAACGGCACCAGGGGCUUGGAGCAGAGAGUAGACAGGGCUUUUGCCUACACUAGGUAUAUGGCUGAUGAGAUUAAGAAGAGAGAAGGCUUUCAGCUAGUUAAAGAGCCAGAGUUUAUCAAUCUGUGUUUUUGGUUCGUGCCACCCAGCCUACGGGGAAAGGAAGGAUCCAUUGAUUAUACUCUUAGACUGGGAAAGGUGGCUCCUACUAUAAAGGAACGGAUGAUGAAGAAAGGGUCCAUGAUGGUGAGCUACCAGCCUCGUGGUAACCAGGUCAACUUCUUCCGUCAGGUGGUCACCAACCCUGCGGUCACCAGAGCAGACUUGGACUUCUUCCUAGAUGAGAUUGAAAGACUUGGCAAGGACCUGUAGCCACUGUGUUCUGCCUUUCUUCACCUCUCCCCUCAGCCUGCUUGAGGAAGUUUCUGGAACAACGAUGGGAACGUGUCACAAGUCUGGGGAGGUUUCAUGCUUUUCUUUCUCUGCUGCUUUCUGAAAACCGUGCAAAAAACAGGGGAAAACUGCAGCUCGCCAGCACUAAACUUCACUAGCCUUGCUUCCUCUUCUUCAAAUAAAACCCGCUACUCAUCUCAA